Pyricularia pennisetigena is the source of this 480-nucleotide messenger RNA. RefSeq lists its product as uncharacterized. NCBI's taxonomy places the organism in Eukaryota, Fungi, Ascomycota, Sordariomycetes, Magnaporthales, Pyriculariaceae. The transcript has a single exon. The record is from RefSeq and is a predicted model, not a curated record. Bases 1 to 480 code for a protein of 159 amino acids.
AUGGCUCGCCCCAUUUCGCUCCUCAAACAUAUCGCCGCAUGGUUUUUGUUCGCAACUGUGGUCUGGUCUUUUAGUAUUUCUCAGGGCGACAUCCUACCCAAUAGUUCGACGUGCAGCCGCUAUGGGCUGAACGGCUGGCAACUCUUGGCCUGCCGCUCGUUGCCCAGCGUCAUGUUCGUCCGCUGCGUCUCCAGCGCCGUGUUCGUCUGCUUCCUGCCCAGGUGGUUCAGCCAAUGGCUUGACAGGUGGGCUGGAGUUUUCGUGAGCGCACGCAUCCUCCGCGCUGCCUGGCGAGGCGCAAGGGACCCAAGGUUGGACCGCCUGAUAGGGCACUGUCGUGAGCCGUGUGACGGGUGCCCAGAGUCACAAUGCGCCAUCUGGUCGGAUCAUAAUACGGUGCUAGGAGUCCUGGAGACCACUGCUUCUGCCUCGGGGGUUCCCAAACUCAAUUAUAACGCAAAGCAGAAGCAGGGAGGCUAG